AAAUGACUGAUUAUGAUGUUUCCCACAGCAAAUGUUUCGUGGCCACAGCAUUGGAUGAGAAAAAGUUUUUAAGUGAGACUGAAUUAUGUGUUCUGCAAGGCAAUCAUUAACAUACGUUGCUUAUCUUGUGUUGCUGCUCUGCACUGCUGUUUGCAUCUGCCCUCAUCUCAGCCAAAGUGCAGCUAACUCAUCCAGUCCUGAUUCCACUCAAUUGCACAUCAUGCUCUUUGACACAACUGACAAAAACUGCUAUUCAGACGUGAUAAACACAGCAGUACAAGACUCCAUUAACAAGGUGCAGGAGAAGGCAUUGAAUAUCACAAUACGAUAUUGUGGAAAUUGUACAUCUACUGAUGCUCAAAAUGUUUUAUUUGGUGGACUUUUCAAGACACCGAAUGAGGUGGCGAUAAUUGGACCAGCUUGCUACAGUGUCCCUAAUGCUGUGGCUCAAAUCUCUCGGCUUUAUCAAAUACCACUGAUUUCAUUGGCUCCAUCUUAUCAUGAUGGAAAUGAAUUCUUAUUUACCAUUUACCCUACACUUACAAAACAAAUGGAUGGAGUAAUUGCGUUUAUUGAUGCUUUUCCCGAGUGGCAUAGAGUGGCAAUAAUCUCACAAGAUGAAGAAAUGUUUAGAAAGGUGGCUGUUUAUGUGGAAGAAAGAUUCAGUUUCAAAAACAUAUCAGUUGUAAGUAGCAAAGUUAUUUCAAGAGCAACACUCCACGACAUAGUCAUAAAUAAACUUGUGGAAAAUUCCUUCAGAAUAGUUAUACUGAACAUGGAGUCUAAGUUGAUUCGACGUUUUCUUUGCAAGGCCUCCCUUGUCAUCCAAUAUCAGUAUGUAUGGAUAACACUAGGUUCCUACGAAUACUGGUGGUUAGGAUCUGAAGAGUGUGAUGAUCAGGAGCUACAGAUGUUCUUAAAUAAUCAAAGUGUCAUGCUAAUCAAUACUACUCUGACAAGCCAUACAGAUUGCAAUCUUGUGUUUUUACAGAAAAGUCAGAGCAACGAUACUAAUGUGUGCUUAUUGAGAUCUCUAGCCCAGGACUCAGUGAUGGCUAUUAUAAACGGACUUAAUGAAACCAAUACAUCGCUUGUGUUGAGCCACUUUCAACUACCUCCUGGGCAUGUUAGAGAAGUUGGACCUACAAUAGCAGCAAACAUAAACGAAAUCAACUUUAGGGGAUUUUCCGGAGAUGUGUCCUUCACUGCUCAGCAGAGAUCAGUGAAAGAAUAUUUCUUGUUCCAGUUCAAAAAUGAAUCUGGCAAUUCUACUGGACAGUUUGUGAAGUUGGGGCUGAUAAAUUGUUCUGGUUUGAGCUUACUCAAUGGAAAAAGCAGAGAACAUAUUAUUUGGGGUGACACCAUUCCUUCCGAUGGCUCAACUAUCAUAGAACUGAGAUAUACAGAGCUAGCAGUUACUGUAGUAACAUAUAUCUUUGCAGGGUGCAACAUUAUCAUUGCAAUAGCUGGUAUGCUGUUUAUGACUGUAUACAAAAAGAGAAGGUUGAUACGAUUAUCUAGUCCAAACCUCAACUACCUUGUUGGAAUUGGUGUAAUCAUCUUUAACACGUCUGUUUUUCUUUUCGUCUAUCCUCCUCUGUCCAAGUCGACCAUUAAUAUAUUCUGUGUUAUACGCCCAUGGUUUACUUCGAUUGGAUACCUCCUCUGCCUGGGAACAAUUAACACUAAGAUGCUGCGAGUUUAUUACGUUUGCAGAAAUGCCAAAGCUACAGCUAGAAAGAGGCCACUGAAAGAUUGGCAUCUGUUUUUGUUUGUUUCUUUCCUUCUUCUGAUUGAUGUCAUAAUUCUCACUCUUGUCACAAGCUUCCCUACUUCCAGACAACAGGCCAAAAUCAUUCCUGAUGUGGAACGCAGAGAUGGUGGAGUUAAUGACAAUGGAAUCCCAAUUCAAUACACAGUGAUAACUUGUGAGGCUACAUACAGACAACAUUGGCUUAUACCAUUACUAGGCUACAAGGCUGUCUUCCACUUCACAGCUGUGUUUUUGGCCUUUAAAAUACGAAAAGUCAAGGUGAAAGUUCUGAAUGAUUCUAAAGAAAUUGUUUUCGUGCUUUAUCUGACGGGUCUAGUGCUUGCAGCAGCAUUUUUGAUCACGCUGAUAUUCAGGUCCUAUUUAAAUGUCUAUACUGGAACAUACGCAGUGGGAAUAUGUCUUGCUAGUGCAGUGAUACUUGGUGUGGUUUUUGUUUCUAAGGCAAUUCAUUUGUGUAAAGACCCCAAAGGAUUAGGAAUUUUCCCAACAACAGCCAAUAACGCUAACACAGCUGCCCCCACCGGCGCACCGGAUACAAUAGAGAUAGCAAACCUGCAACGAAAAGUGAAAACACUUGAAUCGAAACUGACAACCAUUGAUGAAGCCAGGAAUGACAGCAAUGUUCUGAAUGACAAGCAGAGUUGAACACAAGAUCGAGUUUACAGACCCAAUAUUUUGCUGCAAUGUGUGUGUGUGUGUUAGCAAUUCUUUUAUUGUCCCUUAAUUAUCAAGGGAGUUACACCAUAGCCGUUUACUACUUGGCAUGCCACAUAAAAUUGUACACUGCACAAACAAUGA
Molecule: messenger RNA, 2572 nt
Organism: Halichondria panicea
Lineage: Eukaryota; Metazoa; Porifera; Demospongiae; Suberitida; Halichondriidae
Product: gamma-aminobutyric acid type B receptor subunit 2-like
Exons: 16
Coding region: 86-2419 (777 amino acids)
Biological process (GO): G protein-coupled receptor signaling pathway; gamma-aminobutyric acid signaling pathway
Cellular component (GO): membrane; G protein-coupled receptor heterodimeric complex
Molecular function (GO): G protein-coupled GABA receptor activity
Source: RefSeq, a predicted model, not a curated record